This is a messenger RNA of Dromiciops gliroides (monito del monte), 2361 nucleotides long. Its product is annotated as guanylate-binding protein 1-like. Lineage: Eukaryota; Metazoa; Chordata; Mammalia; Microbiotheria; Microbiotheriidae. The coding region runs from base 245 to 2083 and encodes 612 amino acids. Gene Ontology annotation, molecular function: GTP binding; GTPase activity. The record is from RefSeq and is a predicted model, not a curated record. The transcript is spliced from 11 exons.
UUCUCUUUCACUUCUUGUUUGCUUCAGUGUUUUACUUUCCUUUUUAAAAAAAUCUUUAAAUAUAUUGUGAAAGCCCCCAAACCCCUAAGGCUAAGAAGCAGAGACAGAAUAAAAACCAACAAUCAACAACUGGGAGAGGUAGACGGAGAGCAGAGGAAACAGAAGUUACUCCCCUCAGAGUAAGCAGGAAUUUGUCUUUGUCUUGUAUUUUCUCUUCCAUGGUGGCUUUUUAUAUUCUAGUGGAAUGCGCCUUUAUUUCCUGUUUGAGAGCUCCGGAACCCGAAGAGAACAUACCACUUUCAGCAUGGCCUCUGAUGUCCCAAUGCCAGCCCCAGUGUGUCUAAUUGAGAACAUGGAAGGACAACUGGUAGUGAACCAGAAAUCGCUGGAGAUUCUUUCUUCAAUAACUGAGCCUGUGGUGGUGGUGGCCAUUGUGGGCCUGUAUCGCACUGGCAAGUCCUACCUGAUGAAUAAGCUGGCAGGGAAGAAAUCAGGUUUCUCCCUUGGCUCCACAGUGCAGUCUCACACCAAGGGCAUCUGGAUGUGGUGUGUUCCUCAUCCCAAGAAGCCAAAUCACACCCUCGUUCUCCUGGACACUGAGGGGCUGGGUGAUGUGGAGAAGGGCGACAACAAGAAUGACACGUGGAUCUUUGCCCUGGCCGUGCUACUGAGCAGCACCUUUGUCUACAACAGCAUGGGCACCAUCAACCAGCAGGCCAUGGACCAGCUGCACUAUGUGACUGAGCUGUCAGAACGCAUCAAGAGCAAAUCUACCCCCACUGAUGAGGUAGAAAACUCCUCAGAAUUUGUGUGCUUCUUUCCAGACUUUGUGUGGACUGUGCGUGAUUUCACCUUGGAGCUGGAAAUGAAUGGGAAACCUAUCACCCCUGAUGAGUACCUGGAGUCUGCACUGAAGCCUAAGAAAGGUAAACCUGAGGAAGUUAAAAUGUACAACCUACCUCGUCAGUGUAUCCGCCAGUUCUUCCCCAACAAGAAAUGCUUUAUCUUCGACCGACCUGCCCACAGAAAGAAGCUUUCCCAGCUGGAGACACUUCAUGACGAUGAACUGGAUCCAGAAUUUGUGGAACAAGUUAAAAACUUCUGCUCCUAUAUCUUCAAGCAUUCCAAUGUGAAAACUCUCCAGGGAGGCAUCAAAAUCAAUGGGCCCCGUCUAGAGAAUCUAGUCCUGACCUAUGUCACGGCCAUCACCAGUGGAGACAUGCCCUGUAUGGAGAACGCAGUCCUGGCACUGGCUCAGAUAGAGAACUCAGCGGCAGUUCAGAGGGCCCUUACACACUAUGAAGAGAUGAUGAAACAACAGGUCCAGUUCCCCACAGAAACCCUUCGGGAAUUGUUGGAUAUACAUGCCACUUGUGAGAAGGAAGCCAUUGAAGUCUUCAUCAAGGAUUCUUUCAAGGAUGUGGACCAGAAAUUCCAGAAGGAAUUGGCGGGCCAGCUAGAUGCCAAGCGAGAUGCCUUUUGUAACAAGAACCUGAAGGAGUCGACAGAACGGUGCAGAGCUUUGCUUCAGGACAUUUUCAGGCCUCUGGAGGAAGCAGUGCAGCAGGGAGACUUCUCUAAACCAGGGGGCUAUGGUCUCUUUCUGCAGAAGACCAAGGAGCUGAAAGAGAAGUACUACCAGGAGCCCAGGAAGGGGAUGCAGGCUGAGCAGACUCUGCAGGAAUACCUGAAGUCCAAGGAAGAUGUAGCUGAUGCAAUACUACAGGCAGACCAGUCACUCUCAGCAAAGGAAAAAGAUAUUGAAUUGGAGCGUGUGAAAGCUCAGGCUGCAGAAGCAGCUGCAAAGCAGUUGGAGGAAAUGCAUAAGAAGAACCAGGAGAUGAUGGAGCAGAAGGAAAAAAGCUACCAGGAGCAUAUAAAGCAGAUGACUGAAAAGAUGGAAUCAGAAAGGAAACAGCUGAUAGCAGAGCAAGAAAGGGCCCUGGCUCUGAAACUCAAGGAACAGGAAAAUUUAAUAAAAGGAGGAUUCGCAAAUGAAACUAGGAAGCUUCAAGACCAAAUCAAGUCUCUGGAGAACAGACUGAGAGAGUCCAGAAAGAGGUCACCGUGUAUCAUAUGCUAAAGACCUAGGCCUUCUUCCUCUGGUUGACUUCCAACAUAACUUGAAGGAGUGUGUUUUGUGGAACACUUAUACUGUGAGGGCUAUUAGAAAUGCAAGGCUUAUAAGCCUGAGGAUAUGAUUUGUUUAGUUUUUUGUCCAAAAGUAGCUAGUAAUCUUCCUCAAAGACCUGUGAUGAUUUUAAAAUAGGGGGAAAGUGACUUUCCCUUUGCAUUGGAUUCCUAUAUAAACUGUCAACUUCUCUCUUUUUUUUUUUCUUGAAUAAAGUCAGGCUCUUGGUA